CGAUAUAAUACGGCGUUUAGUCUAUGCCAAUAUGUCAGCCUCCAUGCUUUGUAAUUUCAGCUAAAUUUCAGCUCAGAUAUUUACAACUUUAUCAUGUCGACCAUGAAGAGAUAUCCGGUUCUUCCUGUUGUAAUUGAAGAAGACCAUCACGAUGUACUUCCUCACAUUUAUCGUUCUAUUGGCUCGAAACACCUGCCUGUAAAAGAUGUCACCCUAAUACACCUGGACUCACAUCCAGACAUGUUGAGCCCUUUAAACUUGCCAGCAGAUAGUGUUUAUGAUAAGCAGAAAGUAUUUGAGUCAUUGAGCAUCGAGAAUUGGAUAUUACCAGCAGUUUAUGCAGGACACAUCUCUCACGUUUUAUGGAUAAAGCCGCCAUGGUGCUCUCAGGUUGAGGAUAAACAACUGCAGUUCUUUGUUGGGAAAUGUCCAAAAACUGGAACAAUAAGGACAACUUGUACUGAGAGUUACUUCGUUAGCGAGACAUUGUAUGUACCAGAGAGUCAGCUUCUAAACAAACAACUACUAACCUUUUCUAUAUUCACACUGAAACCAACAGACUGGGUUGAUAAUGAAGAGGUUAAUGAGGUCAAAAAACACUCAAAUGAACAUAAACUAGAUACCCAAACGAGAACAACAAAAGCUCAAGAAUAUUGUGAUGGUGUACAUAGUGAUACUGGUACGGACAACAAACCGAGUGGGAUGAAAAGGCAAAAUAGUGAUGAAAACAUAAAUAACAGUGCUCAAUUUCCAGAACAUUUAGGCAAAGAUUUAGAUAAUAAAUCAAAACGGCAAAAAUGUGACAGCAGUGAAAAAAGUGAACAUGGUGCUGCAAAUGCAGAUAAAGGGAAGCAAUUCUGCUCACCUUCGACAAACAGCUUAUCAGAGUUAGCUUCCCUUUUAAAGGGACAGAACUAUGUGUUAGAUAUAGAUUUAGAUUUUUAUUCCACAAUGAAUCCAUUCAGAAAUAUGUAUGGAGACAAACAGUAUGAUAUUCUUCAGGAGCUGUAUAAAUUUGAAAAACCAGCUACUGAUUCACAAAAGGAUGUUGAAAAAUGUGUAUCAAACAGACAGAAACAAUUAGAUGACUUAAAGCAGGUGUUUUCUUUUCUAGAGAAAGAUGAAAAAGCAGAAAUCAAACAUUCCAGGGCUGAACUUAUACGGACAUUAAUUUCAGAUUUAAAGGCUACAGGUUCAAAGAUAGAUUACGAGCUGUUACACGAGGCAGGUUGCACAUGUGACGAUACAGAGUUACCUCAUCAUAUCAGCUCUAACUCUCAGAUUACCUCCCUUGUUGACAGCACUCAAGACAUGUUGUCUUAUCUCCCCAAACCAACUCUCAUAACAAUUGCAAGGUCCAGCUCGGAUGACUAUUGUCCACCUAAUCAAGUUGAUAUGAUACAAGACAGUGUUCUCACCAUGUUACAGGAACUUUAUUUAGAAAUCUCAGUCAAUAUGGCUUAUAAAGACACUGAUGAAGAUGAUGUGUGAUGAUAAGUUAAAUAGACAUUGGCCCCCUAGGACAUUUGCACCCUGCUGUAUAAGUGAAUCACUGGACAUUUACCUUGCCCACUCCCUGUCCUAAUGAAAAUGUAAAGGUGGAUAUUUGCAUUUACCUGCCCCACUCACAUAUUGGAAAUUUGCUUAAUGAAAAUUAAAAGCAUAUGUAUAAAUUAUACUGCAUUUAUUUCAAUAAUAGUGCAUUGAUUGUUCAACUUGCAUUUUUUUAUUAAAACAUAACCUAAAGACUGCAUUUGACAUUCAUUUAGAAAAUUUCCAAACUGGGUGGAAAGUAUCCACCUUUACUUUUCCACCAAGGCGAGUGGGUGGGUAAAUGUCAAAUGAUGCAGUUUAAUAUUGGGGGCAAAUAUCCCCGAGCUAUCGGGCUGUUAAAAAAAUAUAGGAACUGUAUUUCUAUUUUGUUAAAAAGUGUUACUUUUUUUAAUAAAAGUUUGAUGUGAAACUUA
Molecule: messenger RNA, 1967 nt
Organism: Ruditapes philippinarum (Manila clam)
Lineage: Eukaryota; Metazoa; Mollusca; Bivalvia; Venerida; Veneridae
Product: UPF0489 protein C5orf22-like
Exons: 7
Coding region: 94-1491 (465 amino acids)
Source: RefSeq, a predicted model, not a curated record